AUGAUGCUUUCCACCACCAUCAGCUUGCUCUCGAUUGGAGCAAUAUCGGCCGUCGCAAACGCUCUCCCUGCCACACCAAAAGGCAUCGCAGCUCGUGCAGGCGGCCCUGCUAUCGUUCCGAUCCCGCCAACCUGCAGCGUCUCCGAUCCUCUGCCAAGCUCAGAGUCCACGUCCUACCAGCCCGCGCCCUCGACCAACGACGCUCUACUAUACAACGCAUACUACGGCUCGUUCUCGGCAAAUAAAACAGCCAUGGCACAGCAGUGUCUCGAGCAAUGCUAUGGUUAUGGCUACCAUGUCGAAUGCAAGACCGCAUUUUGGGCAGAGAAUCUCGUUAUGCCCGCUGGAUAUUAUGGCACACCGGGCGGACAGCUCUCCACUGGGUGUUUAUUCUUCGACAGGGCGCUGACAAAAGAGGACUUUGUGCCUGCACCCGAGGGUCAGGCUACGGAUGCGUUUGCGGGCAACAUUGUAUGCUAG
Molecule: messenger RNA, 480 nt
Organism: Parastagonospora nodorum SN15
Lineage: Eukaryota; Fungi; Ascomycota; Dothideomycetes; Pleosporales; Phaeosphaeriaceae
Exons: 1
Coding region: 1-480 (159 amino acids)
Source: RefSeq, a predicted model, not a curated record